UAAACGAUAAGGGAAUAUCUACUUCCAAGAACUAGGCCGGUCCCUUAUGACUCAACCAAUCUAAACUAAACUAAACUGCAGGGAUGUUUCUGCGUCAGCUUACACCCAUACUAACCCUCAAAUAGAUAAGAUGUUACCAUCCGCCGCUCCCAUUAGCCACAAUAAGAACUAUAAUAGCCCAUCCCCCAGCUGCACCAAACACAUCCAUCCAGCAAAACAGCAACAGAAAUCAAAAUGUCCACCGACCUCUCCACCACCGCCGCCUCCAUCGCGCGCCUCUCCCUCCACGACCCCAAAAACUUCCACAUCCAACACUCCCAAACCCUCCACCGACUAACCCUCCUCCAGCACUGGGCCAUCCCCACAGGCUCCAAACUCCUCGAGUUAGGAUGCGGCCAAGGCGACUGCACGACCGUACUAGCAUCCGCCGUAGGCGAGCAAGGCAGCGUAGUAGCAGUUGACCCAGCAGAUCUUGAUUACGGAUCCCCCUACACCCUCUCCCAAGCCCAAUCCCACAUCACCCAGUCCCCACUAGGAAAUCGCAUAACCUGGAUCCAACAAUCCCCACUGGAUUACCUCUCCUCCCUACCCCCGACAUUCGACGCUGCAAUCCUCGCCCAUAGUCUUUGGUACUUCUCCUCCCCGUCUCUCAUCCUGUCUACGUUCCGCGCCGUCAGGCAGCACAGUAAACGCCUCCUGCUAGCUGAAUGGGGACUAGUAGCCACGCACCCGUCCGCGCAGCCGCACGUGCUCGCUGCGCUGGCGCAGGCGGCGUUGGAGUGUCGGAAACCUGGGGAGAGUAGUGACUCGAAUGUGCGGACGGUGUUGGGGCCGAAGAGGAUUAGGGAGUUGGCGGUGGAGGCGGGGUGGGAGGUUGAGAGGGAGGAGUAUGUACAGACUGGGGAGGGGUUGUUGGAUGGGAGGUGGGAGGUUGCGGCUGUUCUUGAUGGGGGGUUUGAGGCGCAGGUGAGGAGGGUUGUGAGGGAUGAGAGGGAGAGGGCGGUGGUGUUGGCGGCGAGGGAUGCGUGUGAGGUGAGUGUUGAGGGUGUGGAGCGGGUGAGAAGUAUGGAUGUUUGGGUUGCUAGUUUUGUUUGAUGGUGGAUGGAUGGAUCUUUGAUUAAUUGUUAUGAAGAGGGAUGAACUCGAUUGCG
Aspergillus vadensis CBS 113365 is the source of this 1151-nucleotide messenger RNA. RefSeq names its product class I SAM-dependent methyltransferase. The record is from RefSeq and is a predicted model, not a curated record. Bases 235 to 1095 code for a protein of 286 amino acids. Lineage: Eukaryota; Fungi; Ascomycota; Eurotiomycetes; Eurotiales; Aspergillaceae. The transcript is spliced from 2 exons.